AUGCCCUUCAUCCUUGCAGCCUCCUCUGCAAAAGAAAAGAAAAAUCUCAUCGUGGAAGCUGACUGGAUCCUCCUCUUGGUUACCCCGUCGUUGCUCUAUAUCACGGAUACCCUGCAGUUUUGUAUCUGCAGGACCUGGCCCUUCAUGCACUCCAGCGGUUCAGGGAUGGGGACCACAGACCCUGACAUGGCUCUUGGUGGCAGCACGGACCAGGACCUUACCGUGGCCUUAGGUGGCAUUGCCACCUACUCUCAUCAGGCUGUUCCUCAGUACCCUCGCAUCUCCAAGAAGCCGGGACGAUCCAAAAGAUCACGCCACGACACAGGGACGCACACGACUCUGUCACAGCAACCCUGUAACCUCGCUCAGAGAAACUUGCUCAGACAGGCUCGCUCCCGCCCGGGCUCCGGCCAGACCACGCCCCCGUCAGCACGCCCCCUAGACACGGCCUCUGAUUGGCUAGAAGCGAGGUGGGACGCUCCCGGCCCAUCAGAGACAAGCUCUGCACAGGCUCUCUCCGCAGCCAGUCACAGCCGCCAGCCAGUCUUCGGCGACGUCCUCCUUGCAGCCUCCGACAGCUCUCUCCCGGGCCUCCGCCGUCCGCGGCUCGCGACGUCCUUCCGGGUCGCCUGCGCACCUUCGGCUUCAGGAAGCGCGGCGCAAGCGCAGUGGCCGAGUUUCCCCGAGGAGGUCCCUGAGCACGUGGGUCGUGCAGUCCGGAGCGCGCGCGGAGGGGCAGGAGCCUGGUUCUUGCUGGUGUUGAUCGUGGGCGGCAGACUAGUAAAGGCCAUGGCACCGGCGGGAAUCCUGAACGGGAAGGUGAUCUCCGCGCAAAUAAGGGAGCGGCUGAAGAACCAGGUUACUCAGAUGAAGGAGCAAGUUCCUGGCUUCACCCCUGGCCUGGCAAUCCUGCAGGUUGGCAACAGAGAUGACUCCAAUCUUUAUAUAAAUGUGAAGCUGAAGGCUGCUGAAGAGAUUGGGAUCAAAGCCACUCACAUUAAAUUACUGAGGACGUCCACAGAGUCUGAGGUGUUAAAAUACGUCAUCUCCCUGAAUGAAGACACCACUGUGCAUGGAUUCAUAGUGCAGCUACCUUUGGAUUCAGAGAACCCCAUCAGCACGGAAGCCAUCAUCGAUGCUAUCUCACCCGAGAAGGAUGUGGAUGGGUUGACUAGCAUCAGCGCUGGGAAACUUGCCAGAGGUGAUCUAAAUAACUGCUUCAUUCCGUGCACGCCUAAGGGAUGCUUGGAACUCAUCAAAGAGACAGGGGUGCAGAUUGCUGGAAAGCACGCCGUGGUGGUUGGGCGGAGUAAGAUCGUCGGUGCCCCCAUGCAUGACCUGCUUCUGUGGAAUAAUGCCACGGUGACCAACUGCCACUCCAAGACCGCACAUCUGGACAAAGAGGUAAAUAAAGGAGACAUUCUGGUGGUUGCAGCGGGACAGCCCGAGUUGGUGAAAGGGGACUGGAUCAAGCCCGGGGCUGUGGUCAUAGACUGUGGGAUCAACUAUGUCCCAGGUGAGUGGUGCCGGGAGAGGACCCUCAGCUCAUCUUAUAUCAGGGGCUGGGGCUUGGUGUGGUGUGACAUCUGA
Messenger RNA from Psammomys obesus (fat sand rat), 1590 nucleotides. RefSeq lists its product as uncharacterized. Gene Ontology annotation, molecular function: methylenetetrahydrofolate dehydrogenase (NADP+) activity; methenyltetrahydrofolate cyclohydrolase activity. Gene Ontology annotation, biological process: tetrahydrofolate interconversion. The coding region runs from base 1 to 1590 and encodes 529 amino acids. Lineage: Eukaryota; Metazoa; Chordata; Mammalia; Rodentia; Muridae. The transcript has 12 exons. Gene Ontology annotation, cellular component: cytosol. The record is from RefSeq and is a predicted model, not a curated record.